This is a messenger RNA of Mytilus trossulus (common blue mussel), 1934 nucleotides long. RefSeq names its product neuronal acetylcholine receptor subunit alpha-7-like. The transcript has 2 exons. Gene Ontology annotation, biological process: chemical synaptic transmission; regulation of membrane potential; nervous system process. The record is from RefSeq and is a predicted model, not a curated record. The coding region runs from base 64 to 1305 and encodes 413 amino acids. Gene Ontology annotation, molecular function: excitatory extracellular ligand-gated monoatomic ion channel activity; transmembrane signaling receptor activity; transmitter-gated monoatomic ion channel activity involved in regulation of postsynaptic membrane potential. Lineage: Eukaryota; Metazoa; Mollusca; Bivalvia; Mytilida; Mytilidae. Gene Ontology annotation, cellular component: synapse; neuron projection; plasma membrane.
AUUGUAUAUUUAUAAUGUAAAGUAUUAUGUGAGAAGUUUAACCAUUUGGAAAGUAUUUCGAAGAUGGCAAACAAGUAUCUUUUGGUUUUAUGUAUGUUUAAUACUUUCUUAGUGCCAAUUUCACCACAGUCUUCAGACGAUUUUAAGAAUUUUCUUGACAGUUCUACAUUCACAAGUUACAACAAAAGAAUAUUCCCAAAAGAGGCACAAACCGAAAAAUUAACGGUAUAUUUGAAGUUUUACCUUAUAGCAAUUACUAACUUUGACGAGAUUGCAGGGCAAUUGGAGCUCGUUGGCUUUAUAGAUGUAAACUGGAAAAACGAUCUGUUAACUUGGACAUCAAGUACUAACCCUAUGACAGAGAUUUUGUUACCGCAGGAUAGUUUUUGGAAACCGUCUCUGGUCUUGUCAAACUCAGUAGAAUCUUUAGAAGAAUUAGGACAUACCAGUUAUAAAAUGAGGGUAUCGAGUACUGGUAAUCACUCCUGGACAGUUGGUGUUGUGUCCAAGACAGGAUGUCCUGUAGAUGUCUCCUACUACCCAUUCGAUACACAGUCAUGUAAGGUGAAGUUUACGCCAUGGGGAUAUUACGACAAUCAAGUGUUUCUUGAAAAUACAACAAAUGUCAUAGACCUGACUUACUACCAAACAAAUGUAGAAUGGGAUCUCACAACUACCACUGUAGACCAAGAAACAUUUAAUAGUGCAGCGUAUUUAACCUACACAUUAACAAUGAAACGACGACCUGGUUACUUUCUAAUUAAUAUGGUGAUUCCAAUCGUCAUUCUCGGCCUUUUGAAUGGCUUGGUAUUUCUAUUACCAGCCGAUUCCGGUGAAAGAGUUGGAUAUGCCGUAACAGCAUUCUUAACUUUUGCAGUUUUUCUCACUAUGGUUUCUGAAAAUUUACCACAAGCCUCCCAGCCAAUGUCUCUUCUUUGUUACUUCCUUACGCUAAUGUUGGUUAUGAGCGCUUUAUCAACUAUUAUAACAAUAAUGACUCUGCGAGUUUACCAUCAAGACGAAUCAAUUGAGAUACCAAAAUGGCUGAAACAUCUGACAUCGUUUCUCACUUGUCGGAAAUGUAAAAAAUGGCGUAACGAUAUGGAUCCUCCAGAAAUAGAACCUGAUCCAACAGAAGAAAUUGACAUCGACACGCCACCUAUGUACAAUUAUGACUAUGAUUUAGAUGAUAUUCAGUGGAAAACAGUGGGAGAACUUUUGGACUGGUUUUUCUUUAUCAUGUUUCUCGUAGGAACAAUAACUGUGGCAGUCUUUUUCUUAGUUCCCUUGGCGACUGCAGCUUAACCAAAUUCAAAUAUAAACCAGUCAACAAUGAUACGAUUUGCACAGUUCAGAGAUUUGCGUACUAAAUUAGAAUCCUGGAACCUUUGAUAACUAUUUGUCCAAAAUUGCAUUAUAAUUGCAUUUAAAAUAUUGUAUAUAAUAUCAGUAUCAUUAUCAUGAUCAUUAUAUUAUAAGAAAUCGCACACAAACUGCGGUAAUAUUAAUUUCGCUGAAUAAAUAUAUUGAUACGGUAUCAUUUUGAUGUUUUGUCGUCACUAACACAUAUAUCAUCUAAUUAGUGUGUAAGAAGGGGGAAAGUUUGUUAUACUCAUUUGUUCAGCAAAUCUUUAAAACAAUUAAAUAACUGUUUAAAUAUAGAUGAGAUUUAUCUGAACGUGGAUAAAUUGGAUGUAUGUUUGCAUUUCCGUCAGUUAUGCAGUAUGCUGUUCCAUUUAAUAAAAUAAAACAUCCCGCUCACUGAGGAGAAUGGAUUCAACAACUGCAUGACAAGUACGCAUAGAAAUUCAUGUCUUUUUUUUAAUUAUUAUUAUUGUGAUGUAUUAUAUAAUGUGUUAUUUUGUCAAUAUUGAUGUAUGCAAACGACCCAAUUGGUGUAUAAUAAUGCAUUAUUUCAAUAAACAGUAAAUGAA